Molecule: messenger RNA, 783 nt
Organism: Funneliformis caledonium
Lineage: Eukaryota; Fungi; Glomeromycota; Glomeromycetes; Glomerales; Glomeraceae
Source: the annotation of a GenBank genome assembly
AUGCCGCAAAAUGAGUAUAUUGAAAAGGCCAUUAAAAAACAUGGACGAAGAUUAGAUUAUGAAGAGCGCAAGCGAAAGAAGAAGGCUCGUGAAGCUCAUAGCUCUUCAGCUUUUGCGCAAAAAGUUCACGGUAUAAGAGCAAAAUUAUACAACAAAAAACGACAUGCAGAAAAAAUAGAAAUGAAAAAGAAGAUUAAACAACACCAGGAGAAAUCAGUUAAACAAAAAGAUGGACAAGGAGUACCUGAAGGAGCAUUACCAACAUAUUUAUUAGAUCGUGAAGGACAACAAAGGGCCAAGUUAUUAUCAAAUAUGGUAAAACAGAAACGCAAAGAAAAAGCUGGUAAAUGGGACGUACCAUUACCUAAAGUUAGAGGUAUCGCAGAAGAAGAAGUAUUUAAAGUUGUCAAAACUGGAAAAAAUAGAACUAAACAAUGGAAACGAAUGGUUACCAAAGCAACGUUUGUUGGAGAUGGAUUUACUCGUAAACCACCAAAAUAUGAAAGAUUUAUCAGGCCUAUGGCAUUACGUUAUAAAAAGGCUCAUGUUACACACCCGGAGUUGGGGGCUACUUUUCAUUUACCCAUCAUUAGUGUAAAGAAAAAUCCACAAAGUCCUCUUUACACUCAAUUAGGGGUACUUACUAAAGGUACCGUUAUUGAGAUCAAUGUUUCGGAAUUAGGACUUGUUACAACUUCUGGUAAAGUUGUUUGGGGUAAAUAUGCUCAGGUCACGAAUAAUCCUGAAAAUGAUGGAUGCGUUAACGCAGUUUUACUUGUUUAA